AUGGCAUUACGCGAUCAAAGCACUAUGACAGAUCAAACGAAAUCCAUGCCUUCCCGUUUUUGUGGUGUAUCACUACAAGCAUUAUUAACUCUUAUUGGUUCAUUUAUUCUUCCGCUUAUGUUAGGUGUAUUUACUGUUAUCAUCACUCUUCAUCAACAACAUGUCGGUGUACAGCAACGUAUGGAAGAUCGUAAAAUUGCACGUGAACUACGUGAACAAGAUUUAAAUAUAUCACGUGAACAACGUCUACAUGAUCUUAACAUGCUUGGACUUCAACGAGAACAAGAUUUGAAUAUUUCUCGUGAACAACGUACACAAGAUAAAGAAAUUGCGGAAGAACGACUUCGUGAUGCUGUUCUAGUUGCUUACUUGAAUGAUAUUGCUAAUUUAUUAAAGGAUAAUGAUGGUAUACUAACUCGUAAUCCAACAGUAGCUAUAAUUGCAAGAGCUAAAACAUUAACUGCUAUUCGACAACUCGAUAGUUCUCGAAAUAGUUAUCUUAUACAAUUUCUUUAUGAAGCUAAGCAAUUGUUUAGUGAUGCUAAUCCACUUGAUUUAUCUAAUGCUGAAUUAAAUGCUGUCGAUUUCAAUAUAAAUAAAAAUGUUCAUCAAAAUUUUCGCAAACUUUCAUUAGCUGGUGUACUCUUACGGAAUAGUUCAUUUUAUUUUUCGGAUCUCUCAUAUGCAAAUUUUAGUAAAGCAGAUCUUACUGGUGCUAAAUUCGAAAAAACUAUACUUAAUAAUGCUGAUAUGUCAAAUAGUACGAUUGUACGAGCCGAUUUCAGUGGCAGUCAACUUUCAAAAAGCAAUUUUACUUAUACGCAGUCACGUCUUUCUAUAUUUACUAACGCACAUGCAUUAUAUGCCAAUUUCACUCAAAGUAAUAUGGAAGCCGUUGAUUUCUCUAGAUGUAAUUGUAGAGAUGUUGAUUUUACAGAAGCAACUAUGGUAAGAGGCAUUUUCCAUACAGCUCACUUAGAUCGAAGUCGUUUUAUUGCUUCAAUAGUUCCGCGAGCGAAUUUUUAUAAUGCUCGUCUUAUUGGUAGUAAUUUAUCAAAUGCACGCUUACAAUCAACCAAUUUUUCGAAGAGUAUUUGUGAUGGUGCAAUAUUUAGUAAAGUAGAUUUGAUAAAUGCUAGUUUUCUUCAAGCGAAAAUAAAAGAUCUUGAUUUGUCAAAUCUUAACCUACAAAAUAUAGAUUUCAGUGGUGCCGAUUUAACAUUUACUACGUUAUCUCGUAGUACAUUGGAUAAUGUAAAAUUCAAUGGAACUAUCACAUUUUUAACUAAUUUCUCAUUUACUACGAUGAAAAAAGCAUUUAUAUCAGACGAACAAUUAUCCAAUGCAUUAACUAUUCAAGGAGCAAAACUUCCUAAUGGAACAGUAUUUCAACAUGAUCCAAAUCUAUUAUCCAAUGGUUAUGCUAAUUGUAGUCAUCAAUUAUUGAAUAGCAAUUGGAAAGUAUUUCCAUUAGGUGCUAUUAUUAUUUCACCGAAAAAUAUCUCUUCACAUGAAUGCAUAUUUAUGAAUCAGAUGAAUAGUUCUAGUUCUAUGUCUCAAAAUGUUACUUUGAUCAAACAUAAAACAUUAACAUUAGCGAGACGUGCUAUAUUGAUUGUAACGGUACAUAGUGGUGUUGGGAAAAUAUCUUCAAUUCGUUUAGAUGAUCAUGCUAAUAAAUUAAUUUCUAUGCGUAAUUUUACAAAAGAAUCUGAUAUAUUCACAUUACAAGGACAAUCCGUCACUUUUCAACCAAAAGUGACAGUGGAAUUUUUUGGUUAUGGAUGGUGUCAUAGUAUAGAAUUAACUGUAGCAAUGACUCCGCGGAUUCCUUGA
Messenger RNA from Adineta steineri, 1836 nucleotides. The record is from the annotation of a GenBank genome assembly. Lineage: Eukaryota; Metazoa; Rotifera; Eurotatoria; Adinetida; Adinetidae.